This is a messenger RNA of Aspergillus affinis, 516 nucleotides long. RefSeq lists its product as uncharacterized. The record is from RefSeq and is a predicted model, not a curated record. The transcript has a single exon. Lineage: Eukaryota; Fungi; Ascomycota; Eurotiomycetes; Eurotiales; Aspergillaceae. The coding region runs from base 1 to 516 and encodes 171 amino acids.
AUGUUCAGACGGCUCCGAAGCAUUUCCCAAGACGAGGGAGCUCCGAUAGGAGGAAUCUGCGGAGAGGGAGCCAAAGAACUCCGGGUCGACGAGUGCGCCCUAUUCCAAGGUAUCACAACCAGCCACGCAUAUAGCGAUUUGCAAUUCUCCGCUCGUCAUCAUGGUAGCAAAUCCUACGUGAAGUAUCUCCGCUCUCCGUUAGCGCACGAAUACCCGACUCUAGGUCACGGAUCUAUCUUCACACACGGGGAUAUUCGGCCCGCCAAUAUCAUGGUGAAGGAAGAACCCGAUGCAGGCGGAUACACUAUCACCAGGAUCAUUGACUGGGAGAACAGCGGGUUUUAUCCCCCAUACUCCGAAUGCACCGCCUUGACACGAACCUUGAGCGUGACUGACGACGAUGAUUGGUUUUCAUACUUGCCAGCAAGCGUCGGUCCGUCGCAGUUCCCCAUACGUUGGCUGGUUGAUCGGCUUUGGCAGACUCACCUUAAGACGAUAGUAUCUAGUUGGGUCUAG